AUGGCGGAAACCUCUUCUUCGCGUGCAGCAAAGCGAUACAGCGACAACUCUGGAGACAUGCAGCUUCAGCACAAAAAAGCCAAGACGGCUGCCGGUAUGGACGCUUUCUGAAUCCGAGCUUUUCCCAGUCUGUCGGCGCUAACAUGUAAGACUCGCCACUCGAUGGCCAGGCCAUCAUGACCCUCUGGACCGAUCUCGCCACGAAGUACGAAGACCGGUUCGAACACGUUCGCUCCACGGCAACACUGCAGCUGGAAUUCUUCAGAAAGGAUGUCCAUGUCAAAGGCAGGUACGAGCCGCUAGACUGGCUAAGAGAUCAACGAGACGAGUCGGCCACAGCUGAAGCGCGGUCCGAGUACAUGGUCUGUAUCGACCUUCCGUGCGAGCGACAGUAGACGUCGUUGACUAACAGGUGUUAUAGAAGCUCUGGGUGGGUUCCACCUUUGCCCUUAUCGACAUCAUCAAGCACUAUAUCAAUGUCAACGAAGAGGCGUUGCCGUGUCUCGAUGAAACCUAUGGGUACAUGGAGCAAUGCGGAGAUUCGGACCGUGGCUGGAUCCUCAAGCUCAAGAACAACACAGCAGGCCGCAUCGGCGAGGCAAAACGGGACCUUGCAACCCUGGAGGAAAACCUCGACAUGGUUUAUACCGAGUUGCAGAGGUUCCAAUUCACCGAGACGAACACAGCGAAGAUGGACACAAGACGGGAAUGA
Molecule: messenger RNA, 712 nt
Organism: Lecanosticta acicola
Lineage: Eukaryota; Fungi; Ascomycota; Dothideomycetes; Mycosphaerellales; Mycosphaerellaceae
Source: the annotation of a GenBank genome assembly